This is a messenger RNA of Danio aesculapii, 6804 nucleotides long. It is a transcript of the gene znf319b, whose product is annotated as zinc finger protein 319b. The record is from RefSeq and is a predicted model, not a curated record. The transcript has 2 exons. Bases 601 to 2418 code for a protein of 605 amino acids. Lineage: Eukaryota; Metazoa; Chordata; Actinopteri; Cypriniformes; Danionidae.
CAGGUUCCUGUGCGGCUGUCGGGGGUUUCGGUGGUCAGCGAUAUAAGCCCGAAAUAAAAUCCACUGUGUGUCGGGCUCUCUUCGCCAGGCAGCUUCGCUAAAUGCGCUGCAAACCCCGAAAAGAUUGUUACCGAUUUUUAUCGAAACAACCAGAGAGAGAUCCGGAGCUUCGGCGGGGUUUUCAUGUGUUUUUGUAGGCAAUGGUCAGGGGGUGCGGCCUACCAGAGACCGCGGAUCGGCGAGAGGAUUUACGGCCUUCAAAAACACCACAAUCUCUAUUUUUAAUUGAAAGUCUGUUGCUGAAAAUAAGCAUGCGUGGAACUCGCUUCUGGAAAAGGUGAUGAAGAACCUCAAGCUCUUUUAAACUUUUGGAUGUGUCUCACAUCCAUGUCAGUUCUUCUUUGAAAUCAAACCAUAACGUGUUGUUGACACGUUUGACUUUUUUCUCCAUUUGUCGUCCUCACAAGAGCUGUCAAAAUAAGUUCCUCUCUGCCUCCCCACCUUUCCCAUCGCGGGCAGCCCAGCAAUCCCUUCCCCCUGAAUUCAUCUGGAAAGAGGUCCAACUACAGCUCAAAGCUGAAUCCAUACACUAGAGCCCGGAUGACGGAGGCGUGGCAGCAGCAUGCUGUUGCCCCGCCUCCAGUGGUGCACACCAUCCCACCAGGGGCAGAUGCACUAGGCUGCACCGUCUAUGGCAUCGUCCUCCAGCCGGACACAACGUUGCAGCAGCAGCAACAACAACAACAACAGCAGCAGCAGCAACAGCACCACAGUCAGCAGCACAACCAACAGCAGCAGCACCCGGCACAAUCACAGCAGCCCUCACUGCAUGUAGGGAACGAGGGAGGGCAUAAAUGUGGUGCAUGUGGCCAUGACAUCUCCCAUUUGGCUAAUCCACAUGAGCACCAGUGCAUGGUGAGCCAAGACCGUUCAUUUCAGUGCACACAGUGUCUAAAGAUCUUCCACCAAGCCACCGACCUGUUGGAGCACCAAUGCGUGCAGGUGGAACAGAAACCCUUUGUUUGUGGAGUGUGCAAAAUGGGCUUCUCCCUGCUAACUUCAUUAGCGCAGCAUCACAAUGCUCACAACAGCGGGAACCCCAUGAAGUGCUCUAUAUGUGAAAAAACCUAUCGGCCGGGCUCUGGAAAUGCCACCCCAACUUCAUCAGCUACUCCAGGCCAGCCAUCAAAUGAUGAAGCAUCGUCCAGUGGCAGCGCUGCUGUUGGGACAUCAGGCCAGCCUACAUUUGAGCCUUCACAUCCUGACAGACCCUACAAGUGUUCAGUGUGCACCAAGGGCUUCCGUCACUUAUCUGAGCUGACCCGUCACGAACGCGUCCACACUGGUGAAAAGCCGUUUAAAUGUGAAACAUGCGACAAAAGCUUCAGCCAGUCAUCUCAUCUAGCCCACCACCAGCGUACCCACAGCUCCGAACGGCCAUUCAAGUGUGCAGUGUGUGAAAAGAGCUUCAAGCAUCGGUCCCAUCUAGUCCGUCACAUGUAUGCCCACUCAGGCGAGCACUUGUUCAAGUGCAACCUUUGCGAGUUGCAUUUCAAAGAGUCUUCCGAGCUCCUCCAUCACCAGUGUCAGCCUCAGGGUGCUCGGCCAUUUCGCUGUGCCACUUGUGGGAAGGGAUUCAAGCGUCCUUCCGACCUAAGACAACACGAACGCACCCACUCGGAGGAACGCCCGUUCCACUGUGAAGACUGCCAGAUGAGCUUUAAACAACAAUACGCCCUGGUGCGCCACCGGCGUACACACAAGCCCUCCGCUGACCGCCCUUUCAAAUGCAACCUGUGCGACAAGGGCUUCCUGCAGCCAUCACACCUGUUGUACCACCAGCAUGUUCAUGGCAUGGACAACCUCUUCAAGUGUGCAUCGUGUGGCAAGGGCUUUAGCCAGUCCGGGGAGCUGCUUCGUCACAAAUGUGGUGAGUCUUCCUCAACACCCACAAAUCCAGACAAACCCUACAAGUGUGACGUCUGCGGAAAGGCUUACAAGAAGGCCACAACGCUACAGCGGCAUCAGAACUCCCACUGCACAGAGAAACCUCUCAAGUGCUCGCUGUGUGACCGACGCUUCCUUUCCUCCUCAGAGUUUGUGCAGCAUCGAUGCGACCCAUCUCGGGAGAAACCCUUGAAGUGUCCAGACUGUGAGAAGCGCUUCAAGUAUUCCUCAGAGAUGCAGCGCCACAGGCGCGUCCACACUGGAGAGAAGCCUUACAAGUGUGCCAGCUGUGACAAGGGCUUCAAGCAGCGUGAACAUCUAGCCAAGCAUCAAAGUGUGCAUGCUAGAGAUGCUCAGUUUAAAUGUGUAUGGUGCGGAGAGCGCUUUGCUGAUCUAGGGGCCCUUCAGGAGCACACUGUCCAGCACACAGCUGAAGGUGGGGGGUACCCUGUGUCCUCUCUCAUUCAGUAACUUGUGCCCCCAACUAAGAUUUGUAUUGUAUUAGCAAUCUCAGCAAACUACCCUGGUCAAUUUAAUCCUUACAAGGCCCAGUAACCACACAAUACCUCAAUUUUGUGAAAAACGUGCAUAUGCACCAGUAGUUAUCCCUCGAGCAGCAUACUUUGAAUGAGUUUGAUUGGCAACAAGUUAAAGAUGAAUUAUCAUUUGUUGGUUUAUGUCUGAAUCCUGGGAAGAUCCUGGGAAACAGAUCUCCGAAGUCUAUCCUAUACAGCACUGUGACUACAUUAGAAAGGUAUUUGACCUGCAUCAUGGCUUGAUGACCAGAUGUGGCUCACAAUAGAUGAGUUUCCAAUGUCAGAAAAAAAGUGUGUGUGCUAGUGCGUGCCAGGGCCAGACACCUUUACAUUGUCCUUUCCGAGUAUGUUCAGGCAACUCGGGGCUUCCUCAAGGUCAACAGUCAGGGUUUAAGGCCUGCUAAAUAUCUUUGUUCAAAAGCAGGCUAAAUGUGGAUUAUUUGAAGUGAGUCUUGUCAAUUAUGGUUUUGCCAAUACUCAAUAUUGGUCCUCUACUUUUAACCUAUCCAAGUGACAAACAAGCCCCUUUCACACAGUGAUACCGGUAAAUAUCCGGAAAAUUACUAGAACGACUUUACAGGUAAAUUCAAAUAUGUGCUGUUCACACAGGCAAGGACCAUUCACACAUCCACUCCAAAAUACCGGUAAAUUCUGACAUCACUAACCAAAAAUGAGCUGUAAAUGGCCGCAUUUGUUUUAAACAAGAAGAAGGUCAGUCCUUUCUUGAUGGUUUCACUUUUAUUUAUCAUUCAUGUAACUGCUUUUGUCCCAGAGACAGACCAAGUGACUAGGAAAAAAUCCACCAAGGUUACCAUCCGGCAGAACAACAGCUAAAAACAGCUUUGUUUACACAUUUGAUGACAUUGCAAAUUCUGAUGGAUAUUGUGAACAACUUCAAUGAAAAGAUAUGUUGGAACAUUUUCGCAUAUCGAGAUGUAGCCUACAUUUGUGUUUGUGCUGCAGCUUGUGAGAGCUUUUUUUUUUUAAACGAAAAUCUACCGGUGUUGUAGGCUACUCAAAUCUGACUCACAGGAGCACUCCACGUGCAAGCAGCUGAACGCAGAGCUCUCAGGUAAACUCACAGCGGUUUAUCAUAAGCAUUUUAUCGAUCAUUUUUUCCACAGUUCGCAUGAUCAAUGAAACGUUAACUGACUAUCAAGCAGCAGUCUGGAGAAGGAUUUAAAGACGUCAGCACCUUCUUAACGUGAAUGCGCUCUUUCCGGUAAUUUUCCUUCUGUGUUCACAUUGAGCAGCAUUCUGGGAAAUUAGCAGUAAUGUUACAACUUCGCUUUCCAGAAAAUUGCCAGACCAAAUUUACUUGUAUUUUCAAAAAGGGCCUGUUCACACAUGAUCCCUUUCCGGAAAUUCCUUUGCUGGUAAUUUUCUAGAAAAGUCUGUAUGUGUGAAAGGGGUUACAGCAGUGGUCUCAAACUCAAUUCCUGGAGGGCCACAGCUCUGCAUCGUUUAGCUCCAACUCACACACUUCGAGCAAAACUGUAGAGCUGCGGCCCUCCAGGAAUCCAGUUUGAGACCUAUGGGCUACAGUGAGCAUACAACCGGAGCAGUGGGCAGCUUUUGAUUCCAAUGCCCAUAGAGCAAUUAGAGCAGGGGUGCCCAAACUUGGUCCUGGAGGGGCUCCAAGGUUUAGUUCCAACCCCAAUUAGACACACCUGGACUAGCUAAUCAAGCUCUUACUAGGCUUUCUAGAAACAUCCUUGCAGGAGUUUUGAGGCAAGUUGGAGCUAAAACCUGCAGGACAUCGGCCCUUAAGGACUGAGUUUGGGCACCCCUGAAUUAGGGGUUAGGUGACUUGCUCAGGGGCACCUCAGCUGGGUAUUGAAGAUAUAGAGAGCGGUUCAUUCUCUCUUCCCAUCUUCAACUCCUGGCAGGACCAGGAAUUGAACCUGCAACCUUUUGAUUACAAGUCUUACUCCUUAAAUAUUUUGCCGCAACUGCCCACUAUUGAGGAGUGCCUGAAACAACUACGGAUUGCGAUCAUAUGAGGCAGAAAUAUAUCACAAUUACACAUCAAGCUAUUGCCCCUAUCUUGCCUGUUGUUAGACCUGGCUCACACUAGACCUACAGUGGAAAAGUGGCUGAUACUCCCUUUAGAAUUCAAUACCACAAGACAAAAAAUGAUUUGUUCUGCAGCAGUUUGUUCAGUGUUGAACCUUCACAUAAAAACACAGCUGUCCAUUUAUAGUAUUGCAUUGAAGUACAAGUUGAGAUACUGCUUACUGUGUGCCUCUAUGUAAUAACUCUACUCCGAUCACUAGCCUUGCUCAAAAACGAGUACAUUUUAAUGCACAUUUGGAGAACCUACUGUGCAUUUAGUUUGCCCCACAGCUAAAGACAAAACAAAAUGGGGGACGGAGUUGUGCUGUCAUGAACUGUCGAAACUGUCUGUAUAUAUCAAUGUUGACUUUCCCCUCGUUGUGGCAACUAAUGGUAUGUACCAAAAACCAUCAUCGUACUGUACCACACCCUAAAUGGGACAGAUUGUUAACCAGCAGAAGUAUAACGACCUCAGACGGUCUCUACAUUUCACUGAGAUUAUACGUAAAUAUAUAGAAUCUAUAUAGAAAUGUAAACUUCGAUCUUGUAUACAAGCGGUUCAUAUUACCACAAGACUCAGUACAGCUGUCCUGACAAAUUGCCUAAAAACCUGAAAAGGCUUCCUGUAUUACUGUAUGUACAUAGUUAGUAUGUAUGCAACUUGUUUACCAGUCCUGUCAUUAGAUAUUGUAUUGUCUUUUCUUAAACUGCACCACGAUUUUAUACUACUUUUUUUCUUCAUGUGUAAUUCAUACAUUCUUUACAUGUUUGGUUUGCCUUUUUAAAGAUUAUUUUCAUUUUUUUUAAGAUGUAGUUUUUGAUUGUAAUUGGUGUGUUUAAGGUUUGAAAGUUAGAUCUGUUUUUAUAAAGGUUUUUUGCCCCUAGCCCCUCUCUUUACCCAACAGGACUCAACUGUAUUUGUUGUAUAGUAGCCUAAAGUGUCAUCUUUUACUCUGCUGUAUAGAUUUAUGAUUAAUGAUUGAUCUCUAAUCUGCCAACAUCCUUUCUUGCCUGCAGUCAUUUGUCCUUUCACAACAUUACAGUCAGUCUUUUUUCAAUUAUUUUAUAAAAUCUGUAAAGCGUAUGACUUUUAAGAUACAUUUUUAGUUUUCUUCAAAAUCCAGGAGGAAAAGUGCUUACUUUGGGCCUCUAAGGCCUUAAUUGCAUGUUAUUUAGAUGUUUUUAGUAUAUUUCUUUGUUGCAUACUCACUAGUGCGUUCAUUUUAGAUGUUUUUUUUGUAAUGGCAUUUACUACAAUUGUAGUAUGUACAUUUUAUUCAGAGGGUAAAUGUUACUCAUACAAGAUUAAUGCUAGUUUUUCCAAGAAGCUACCACUUUUUAUAAGCCACAAUUAAUUUGAACCCCAAAAAAUGGCAGUGUUUAUGUACCCCCUUUCCCCUAAUCACAAUUUCACGUGAUCAUACCCAGGGGUGCCCAAACUCAGUCCUGGAGGGCCGGUGUUCUGCAGAUUUUAGCUCGUACUUGCCUCAACACACCUGAACGGAUGUUUCUAGAAAGCCUAUAAGAGAUUGAUUAGCUGGUCCAGGUGUGUCUGAACUAAACUUUGCAGGACACUGGCCCUCCAGGACCGAGUUUGGGCACCCCUGAUCUUACCUGUGGCAAAGUGACAUUGUCAGCUCUGUUGCUUAUGCAGUAUUAUCCAUUGAGAAACAUCUCCCCCUUUCACACUUCGGUUUUCCCUAGUACUGUACAGCAGGGUUAGAGGUCAUAGUGAACCUUUGGCCUUAAGAAGGGGCAUCUAGUUUCACUGUAGAACCCUUUGCCUCCAUUUUGUUUUCACUUUAAGGUAUCUAUUUAUCUAUUGUUUUAAUUAUGAAGGGGCUUUUUUGUAACUGUAGGCAUUAGGAAUCAAAGAGCAGUCGGAUUUGAAAAGUAUAUUGUUUUUUUUUAUGCUUUCACAUUUGUAUAUUAAUUUUUCAAUUAAUAUUGUUUAAAAUGUCUAUAUAAAUAUCUAUAUUAUUGGCAGACGUAUCAAGACCACAGGGAAAUGUUAUAUUUGAUGGCUUUUCUCUGGUUUUGAGACCUCUUCACCCGUGCAUGCCUGCUGUGUUAGUUCCCGUUAUCUGUUCCAAGUUUUUUGCGUGUCUGAGCGCACGUACUUCACCUUAGCUUUUUUUCAAAUUGUAGAUUGUGAAUGAGCUAGUAAGAAAACUCCAUGUGGCGGUUGAUGUGACAUUCAUGCUGAAAUAUCUGUAUGUAGCAUUUAAUAUACACAGCACUAACUAAUAAACCUUUUCAUUAAUAA